GGGGCGCGGCGGGGCGCGCCGGCGGCCAUGUCGGAGCUGGCGCGGGAGGAGCUGUCGGCGCUCGCCGCCAUCUACUGCGAGCCGGGCGCCUGCGAAGUGCUGGCGGCCUCAGAGACGCAUGGAAUCUCAUUUAGAAUUCAAAUCAGUGUGAAAGAACUGCUGGACACAGAUGUACUUUUAAAGCUGUUAUUUCAUUUACCAGUCAAUUACCCAUCAGCUCUGCCAGAUAUUUCUGUUAACUCAGACCAGCUUACAAGGGCCCAGUGUAUGGAUGUGAAAGAGAAAUUACUUGAACAAGCAAAGAAGCAUCUUUCUGAGCCCAUGGUACACGAUCUGAUUCUUUGGGUACAGCAGCAUCUUAAAGAUGUCAUUAAGCAGCCAGCAGCAGUUUGCAAUGAAAAAACUACUUUGUCAAAAGGAAAAGAAGAUGGUAUCUGGAUGCUCCUUUUGCAUUUAGAUCACAUGAGAGCAAAGGCAAAAUAUGUGAAAACUGUGGAAAAAUGGGCUUCAGAUCUAAGGCUGACUGGAAGACUGAUGUUCAUGGGCAAGAUAAUAUUGAUUCUUCUUCAGGGUGAUAGGAGCAGCAUUAAGGAGUACUUGAUUCUUCAGAAAACUUCUAAGGUAGAUGUGGACUCAAGUGGAAAGAAAUGCAAAGAGAAAAUGAUGAGAGUACUGUGCGAGACAGAAGUACAGUCACAGCAUAAAAGGUUUCAGAUGUUUGAAGUCAAAGAAUAUUCGGCACUGGAGGAGCUACAAAAGGAAUUUGAAACUGCAGGACUUACAACUCUUUUCUCUGAGUUUGUACCUUCUCUCUUAAAAUAAAAUUAAAAUGUAUCACUGGACCUUUGACCAAAGCAGUAGUUGACUGUAGAUGCUGAUGGAAGAUAAAAGGACUAAUGUGGCAAAACAAUGUUGAAGCAUUUCUGAAAAAAUUACCAGUAGUUGUCAUCCUCUUGCAAGAAGGCGGCAAUUAAUACAUUAAGAAUUGAUAUUUUUUUGACAUUUAUGUAUUAAUAAAUUUUUCAAAGCAGUGUGAUGUUGAUUGUGAUAAUUGCAUGGCAAGCAUGACAUUGGGAAGAAAUAAUGUUUAAAAAAAUAGUCUUCUAGUCAGACUGUUUUAUAGUUCCUGUUUUUCAGUGUUCUGUUUCUUCUCUCUCAUGGUUGAAUUUGUCGAUAAUGGCCUGUUAGAAAGCAUAAUUAAUUUUGCUUUGGAAGACUGUAUGAAGAUAUUUCCAUAAGAAAACAUAGUGAGCACACAUUUGAAUAUGUGAGGACAGCAUAUACUUAAUAUCCCUCAGGAGUUCAUUUGCUAAUUUUUCAUUCUCCCUUUAAUUGACUAUAAAUGCUCGAUGGUUGAUUUGAAGAAAAAGCUCAUGUCACUUGGGGCCUGAAAAAAAACUGAGAAGUAUCUCUUUGAAUAUUAGUUUUCAUUCUAAAAUUUAUAAAAAAACCCACUUGGAGGAUUUAAAUUGAUAAAAAGCUGAGGUAAAGCCAAUUGUAAUAGUUUCUUUGAUAGUUUACAGAUGUCUUUUUUGCACUUCACCUGAUUUUACUGUCUGUGCAGCUUUAGAUGUCUUGAUUCAAUUAAACUGUUAGAGCAGUAUAUAUACAGACUUCAGUCUUCCAUCUUUCAGGGUUCCUGACAAGUUGUUUUUGUUUGUUCGUUUAUUUGGGAUAUUUUGGAUCAAUCACUGGCCUUGGCCAUCCUUUAAUUUUUUUUAUCAGUAGUCUGUGUUUUACAUCUGUAUAGUGUUACAAAUUAUAUGCAUAAUUUUAUGAAUUGUGCAAGUUCUGUUUACCUAGGAGGAUUAGAUACUUAUUUAUUACGAUUACUGUGUGUUCUUUUCUUUCUGUUUUAUCUGAAACCAUUCUCUAACAAGACUAGAUAAAUUAUCCAGUAAUAAAAAUUUUGCAAUUGUGAGUUUCUUAGUAACUAGCUCUGCCAUUUGCCAUUUCAGUUGGCUUUAGCAUGUAGCUAAACAUGUGCUUUACUGUUCUCUAAAGUUCAGUCUCUUCUCUUCAGAAGCCAAAUGUCUCAUGUAAUCUGUAAUUAAACAGAUUUGAUCAAUUCAGUAUAAACUAAUUUAUUUCCAUUGUACUGGGGAAAGACCAGUACAAUUUGUGUGUUUGACCAGUACAAAGUAUGGUUUGGCAAAACAUUAUGUUUGAUCUAAUUUCCUAUUUCAUGCUCAGACCAUGAGAUCAUACCUCUAUCUAUUCUAGAAAAGCAGCUGAAGCAGACUAGGAAGAUUUUUAUGUUUUACUGUUUGAUAUACCAGAUGUGUAAAGGGUUGUAGAUUGUUUGAAAGCUUGUGAAGUUUUCAGGAAUUUGAUGAUUUUCCUAAUAAAGAGUGUCUCAAAUAUAUAUGUUGCAUGUUAUUUUA
This is a messenger RNA of Parus major (Great Tit), 2384 nucleotides long. RefSeq names its product RWD domain containing 3 (gene RWDD3). Lineage: Eukaryota; Metazoa; Chordata; Aves; Passeriformes; Paridae. Gene Ontology annotation, biological process: positive regulation of protein sumoylation; positive regulation of hypoxia-inducible factor-1alpha signaling pathway. Gene Ontology annotation, molecular function: protein binding. The transcript is spliced from 4 exons. The coding region runs from base 28 to 822 and encodes 264 amino acids. The record is from RefSeq and is a predicted model, not a curated record.